Messenger RNA from Nicotiana attenuata, 1597 nucleotides. Its product is annotated as nuclear pore complex protein NUP35. Gene Ontology annotation, cellular component: nuclear pore nuclear basket; nuclear membrane; nuclear pore central transport channel. The record is from RefSeq and is a predicted model, not a curated record. Gene Ontology annotation, molecular function: phospholipid binding; single-stranded DNA binding; structural constituent of nuclear pore. Gene Ontology annotation, biological process: nuclear pore organization; NLS-bearing protein import into nucleus; regulation of DNA-templated transcription. The transcript is spliced from 4 exons. Bases 209 to 1216 code for a protein of 335 amino acids. NCBI's taxonomy places the organism in Eukaryota, Viridiplantae, Streptophyta, Magnoliopsida, Solanales, Solanaceae.
UUAGAGUUCAAUCAGAAGGGCAGUGAGAGUCAUUUGGUUGAAAGCCACCGCUGGCGUUGAGCUAACGCCUUUAUUUGAAUUGAAUUCACACAAUAAUCAAAUUCUAGGGUUUAUUCAUUCUCGCGCUCUGCAACCUAAAACCCUCCCAUUUUCAAAUCUCAGGCCACCACCGGCAGUCUCUCCGCGUUAUUCAGGGCCGAGAAGAGAAAUGAGUACAGCAGUGCGAACCCCAAAAUCUGGAAGGCAAUCAUUGUUCUUUCAGGAUUUAGCAACGCCUAUAUCCUCUCGGAAAUCAGGGUCAAAAUUUAGUACCCCAGGUCAGGCAGCAGCUGUUUCCGCCUUGUGGCGUGAGAACUUUUCCAGCUCAGAUCUCCCACCACCACCUGUAUUUACCCUUGAAGAUCGCUCAGAUGUCUCUCCGGAAUCUGGGAUUCCUGAUUAUGUUACUUCACCAGAAAUCAAGUCGGACCCUAGAACUCCAGUACAAACUUCAGGAAGGGAAUUUGCAACUCCUAAGACGAGGUCUGAGGCAAGCACUUCGUAUGCAUUGAUGGGUAAGCAGCAGCAACAGAGUCAGCAAAGCCCCUUGCCGAGUUUGAGCUGGUGGUCACCCUCGAAGGGUAGUGGUAGUGCUGAGCAGGAUGACAAAGGAAAAGGUUCACCAGUCGAAGGCGUCAUACAUCCUGGUGCUUUGAUAACUUUACCUCAACCAAGGGAAGUUGCAAGGCCAGAGAUCAGGAAGAACUCAUUCCCUGUGGGAAACCUCGAUGAGGAAGAAUGGGUCACAGUUUAUGGGUUUUCUCCAAUUGACACCAAUUUGGUUUUGCGGGAAUUUGAGAAAUGUGGCGUCAUUUUGAAACACAUUAUAGGCCCCAGAGAUGCUAACUGGAUGCACAUUCUAUAUCAGAAUCGUGCUGAUGCUCAGAAAGCUCUUAGCAAAAAUGGUAUGCAGAUAAAUGGAGUUCUUAUGAUCGGAGUUAAACCAGUGGAUCCAAUACAACGUCAGGCACUGAAUUGUAGGCUCAAUAAACAGGGAUUUGUACCUUUACCACAUACUCACUCCAGUAAAAGCAAUGAUCCGAUUCCAUUUCAAACCUCCUCUCGUCCUCACUAUCUACAAAAUGGCAGCAACAGUGCAAAACAAGCAUCUGGAUCUGUUGCUACCCCAGCCAAAUCUGUGGUGUCCAAAAUUGUGGACUUAAUGUUUGGCGUCUAAUCUUCCAUGUUUCUAUUGUUCUUUCGUGCUUUUGUGUUAUUUCUACUCUAUAGUGGCAAAAUUCAAAGCUCCUUUUCUUGAAUACAAAUUGACUAGUUCUAUGUGAUUCUCACUCCCUUCCUCCCCUUCGCCUCUAUUCUCUUCUCCGUUUCUCCUCCAAAUGCUUGAUCAUGGUGUAUUUGUAUCAGCUUGAGCUCCGUAGGGUCAUGGGGCUUUGGUAUAAUGGAGAUAUAGAAGUUUAAAUCUCUCUCUCUCUAUCAAUGUAUUUUAUUGAGUGUGAAUAGUUGGCAUUUUGUGAUCGUUUCUCGUGACGUAUGAUCUUUGGAGCAUGACACAUCUCUUUUAUUGUGUUUCCCAAUAUUGAGGUCCCAUUUUAUGUUA